This is a messenger RNA of Pogona vitticeps (central bearded dragon), 1268 nucleotides long. NCBI's taxonomy places the organism in Eukaryota, Metazoa, Chordata, Lepidosauria, Squamata, Agamidae. The record is from RefSeq and is a predicted model, not a curated record.
UAGCUUCCCACAUUCUCAGACAGAGCUGCUUUUCUUAGCAGAUACUAAGAUGAAAGCAGAAAGGACAUCUCAAAACUCUUCCACAGAGCACCAUGGGAGAAGCAGGGAGCCAUCACCUCUAGAUGGCAAGAAGGUGAAGGUGGAAUAUAGCCGCAAAACUAGCAGAGAGAGGCAGGAGUCCAAAAAGAGGAAAAGACACAGGGAAACAAAGAGCACUCUUGAGGCUGACAACCAAGUCCAUACCUCCACUGUGGUAGACGUGGACGAUGUCGUACCAUUUGAGGAGGGAACAGAGGUGAUGGCCCUGCUCGAGAGCGAAAAGCACGAGGAAGGUAUAAAGUCCCCAGGCCUAGGCGUUUGUGAGUGGCUGCUUGUCUUCCUCUCUCUCCUUUUCAUCUUAGCCACAUUUCCUUUUUCCAUCUGGUUCUGCAUGAAGAUUGUAUGGGAGUAUGAGAGAGCUAUUUUAUUCCGGUUUGGGCGCAUCCUUCAGGGGAAGCCCAGAGGACCUGGCUUGUUCUUCCUCCUUCCGUGUCUGGACACCUACCACAAAAUAGACAUUCGUCUUAAAACCCUAGAAAUUCCUUUUUAUGAGGUAAUAACCAAAGACAUGAUGAGUCUAGAAAUAGAUACCGUCUGCUACUAUCGAAUGGAGAAUGCCAAGCUUCUAGUGACCACUCUGGCCAACCUAUCUAAUGCAGUUCAACUGCUGGUGCAGACCAUCACAAAACGUCUGUUGGCACAUCGGUCCCUCACUGACAUCCUGAUGGAAAGGAAGUGCAUCAGCCAGGAUAUAAAGGUAGCUGUGGACGCUAUCACCUGUCAAUGGGGGAUCAAGGUGGAGCGAACAGAAAUUAAAGAUAUACGGCUGCCAACUGAGCUUCGGGAAACACUGACUGCACAAGCAGAAGCCCAGAGACGGGCCACAGUGAGGAUGAUAGCUGCUGAAGGAGAAAGGGCCACCUCUGAAACCCUAAAGAUGGCAGCUGAGAUACUUUCCCACACACCAGCUGCAAUCCCUCUCCAUUACCUUCACACGUUGCAAAACUUGUCUGCAGAGAAACCUUCUAGCUUCAUUCUUCCUUUACCUCUGGAUGUUCUGAACCUCUCAUCUGUAGUAAAUCUGAAAUCCAUAGACAACCAGCCUUCCUCAAGUACUGCCAAUAUCCCAGAAGCUCCAAAGGACAAGGACUCUCCCAUGCUAUAGGAACCCAAAAUUCAAACUGUACAUAAUGCUGACAUAAUUCUUGUGUGUUACAGCUGACAAUUAA